Triticum dicoccoides is the source of this 1177-nucleotide messenger RNA. RefSeq names its product nuclear transcription factor Y subunit C-4-like. Gene Ontology annotation, biological process: regulation of transcription by RNA polymerase II. Lineage: Eukaryota; Viridiplantae; Streptophyta; Magnoliopsida; Poales; Poaceae. Bases 145 to 831 code for a protein of 228 amino acids. Gene Ontology annotation, cellular component: nucleus. The record is from RefSeq and is a predicted model, not a curated record. The transcript has 2 exons. Gene Ontology annotation, molecular function: RNA polymerase II cis-regulatory region sequence-specific DNA binding; protein heterodimerization activity; DNA-binding transcription factor activity, RNA polymerase II-specific.
CUCCCCAUCAAGGUAUAUAAAUACAGUUUUCUUUGCCGAGCUUUGUGCUAAUCGAAAGAUAAUUUCUGAGGUGCACAAGAAUUCUGUAUUCGACGGUGCCGGAAAGACCAUUGAUUUUCGGGCAAGCAAGAUCAAGCAGUGCACAUGGUACCGAUGGGUGUUGUCACUCCUGCUGGUUCACAGCCAACACGACCAUUCCCUGGCAAUCCAGCUCAGCUCAGUGCUCAGGAGCAGCUUAUGUACGAGCAGUCGCAGGAGUAUCAGCUGCAGCUCCAGCAGCAGCGCCAGAGGCAGCUCCAGCAGUUCUGGGCCGAGCAACGGUCAGAGAUGGAGCAGGCGACUGACAUCAAGAACCACCCCCUGCCACUCACUAGGAUAAGGAAGAUCAUGAAGGCCGACGAGGAUGUCCGCAUGAUCUCGGCAGAGGCUCCGGCGCUCUUCGCGAAAGCAUGCGAGAUGUUCACACUGGAGAUGACGAUGAGGUCAUGGAUGGUUACAAAGGAGGACAAGCGCCGGAUCCUGCAGAGGAGUGACGUCGCCGCUGCUGUGGCUAGGACUGACAUUUACGACUUCUUGCUGGAUUUAUUUGCCAGUGAAGAGACGAAGCAAGGGUUCUUGCUUCCUAUGGCCGGGCAGGGGCAGCAGCCCAUGGGGGCUCAAGCUGGUGCAUACCCGUACUACUAUGCGCCGGAGCAGCAGGUGGCAGGUGCGUCGAUGGUGUAUGGUGGCCCGUCGACCUAUGUGUGGCAAGAGCCUCAGGUACAAGAGCAGGGCCAUCCGUCCGGCACCUACGUGUGGCAAGAGCCUCCGCAACAGCAAGAGGGGCCCUGAAGCUGUCGCCAGAUUCAGAGUCCUCGUUUCAGCCUGGACAUUUAAAGAAAAAACUUUGGAUCUCGCGUUAGCUUUCAUAAUAUGAUCGUUAUUCGUCGGUUGAAACAGGAGGUUUCUGAUCAGCAGAAACUUAGGAGGUCCUCCUGGAAGGUUGGUUGCUGUUGUCGUGGUGUCGUUUCAGAAGUACUAUGAGUUUAUGAUUUGAGACUAAUUGGUCGAAUUUUACCAUUCCAAACCCAAAAGAUUGCCUCCGGUGAUGCCUUCUUUUUAUUUCUAUCUAUUUAUGAUAUGUUUGCGUGUGGCAAUACCAUGAAUUUGUGAUUUGAGACUAAGUGGUCAAAUUUUA